Molecule: messenger RNA, 1680 nt
Organism: Homalodisca vitripennis (glassy-winged sharpshooter)
Lineage: Eukaryota; Metazoa; Arthropoda; Insecta; Hemiptera; Cicadellidae
Product: DNA repair protein RAD51 homolog 4-like
Exons: 5
Coding region: 227-1204 (325 amino acids)
Biological process (GO): reciprocal meiotic recombination; telomere maintenance; double-strand break repair via homologous recombination
Cellular component (GO): Rad51B-Rad51C-Rad51D-XRCC2 complex; replication fork; centrosome
Molecular function (GO): four-way junction DNA binding; single-stranded DNA binding; ATP binding
Source: RefSeq, a predicted model, not a curated record
UUGUAGCGAGCUAGUCAGCUCCUUUCACGGGAGAGGAAAACGCAAUAGUACUGAAAGAAUAGAUAAAGCUAAGCUUUUUAUCUUUAUUUUUAGUGGGAAUAGUAUUGUUUUUGUGACUUACUAUAUUGUAUAUCGUUGAUAUCUAGUACGAAUUUGAUGGCAUAUGUCAUUAUUAUGCUUUGCAAUUUUUGAAUGAUUGUUGGUAUCAGUAAUUCAAACCUUAACUAUGUCCAGACUAAGAAAAGAAAUGGGAAUAAGUGAAAAAUUGCUUGCAUCAUUAAAUGAGAAUAAAAUCUUUACAGUUUUAGAUUAUCUUCAAGAAGAUUCUGAAAAACUAUCUUCAGCUUGUAAUACUUCUUUCAAGGUAAUAUUAGAAGUCAAACACAAUCUUAUCACAAAUUUGUCUGCACUUCCUAUCCAUGGAAUGUCUGCGUAUGAAAACUUACUAUCAAGUUCUGCUUUGAUACCGUCCGGGAUUGAAAGUCUUGACACACUACUUCAAGGAGGGUUCCUGACAGGUAUGGUGAUUGAGUUGUGUGGCCUGUCAGGUGACGGCAAGACUCAACUAUGUUUCACCAUCUCUGCCCACGUGGCAGCUGCGUUAAAGCAGUCUGUUCACUACGUCGAUACCAAAGGAGACUUCUCGGCUCAGAGAGUCCUCGGCAUCAUCAAACAUAAAAAUAUUCCUGAAGAGGAGUGUGCAGCUGCCUUGGAGAGGAUCCAAGUGACAAGGAUUAGUGAUAUUUAUGAGCUCUUACGUUUCCUUCAUCACCUCAAGAGCUGCCUGGGUGAGGAUGAGAGCAUACCUCCACGAGUGGUCAUAGUGGAUUCAGUCCCACCUCUCUACUUCCCCUUCAUGGCCAGUGAUACCAACCAAGGUUUUGGGCUUCUUAAUAACAUGAUGAGCAUGAUGAAAGUGAUGGCCACAGAAUACCACAUACUGUUCAUUGUUGUCAACCUGGCCUCCACCUUUGUAGAGGCAGAGGUUUGUGAUAACGAGGGAGCAGAGGAUAACAGGGAUGCAAUAACGAGUGAUGUUCGUCCGAUGCUGGGCAAGUAUUGGCUGCAUGCACCCAACAUGCGACUUCUUGUCAGCAAACUCAACAGCGAAGCAGCUCAGAGACUGAUAAGGGUCACCAAGAGUACCUACCUACAGACAGGAGCCUCCUGUGUUGUUUGUGUAUCAGAAAAAGGAGUUGUGUGAGAUGGAAAUGCCUUUGUUUUGAACAAUUAGUGAUAAUACCAGUCUCGUGAACUAAUUCAUUGUUUUUUUAGUGUAUCGCCAUGAUGGUGGUUUCAACUGAAUGUCACAGCUUUUGUAUUUGUUACUUAUUUCAUUGUUGUGUAAUCAACUUUAAGUGCCUUUAUCAUUCCAGCUUUCAUAUUUCUCUUUUGGAAAUCUUUGUCAUGCACACAAGACACAAUACUACAUGCUCAAUGUGAUAACAGCUAUACUGAUUUCUUAGUUAACCAUGGCAAAUUUGGGAACAAAGCAGAUAUUUCAUAUGCAACACUAUAUAGCUAAGAUUCAGCGUUAUUAUCAUGUAAUUAAUUGUGACGCUUUUACUUGUAAAUAGUAUUUAAAUAAGUAAAAAAGCUGAAGUAAUUUAAAGACGUAGAUUUAUAAGACUCUUGUCAUGUAAUAUUAAAAUCUCUAUGAAUAAAUUAAUUAAUUUUCAA